AUGAUGAGACUUCUGAUAGGCGUCUUGCCGUUCCUGUGCACGGCCAGCUCAAGCUCUAGUCGCAGAUGCCGCUGUUUGCCAGGAGAGCCGUGCUGGCCUUCAAAUAGUGACUGGGACACACUGAAUAUGACGCUCAACGGCAACCUGCAUACGGUAACACCUCUUGCCAAACCCUGUCACCUGCCUGACUUCGACGUCACAAAAUGCAGCUUUAUCCGAAGCCAGUCAGCCAACUCCUCAUUCCGAGCUGCUACUCCAGCCUUGGGCUCACAAAAGACAGGCUCGAGCCAAUGGACAAACUGGGAGGCGCUACCGGAAGCGUUGCAAAGCUGCUACCCCGACACGGCCACAAAUAUUCCUUGUGGUCAAGGGCGGAUCUCUUUGUACUCUGCCAUCGUUGAGUCGGCUAGUCACAUCGCAGCAGCGGUUCAGUUUGCCUCUGAGAACAACAUUCGACUGGUGGUCAAAAACACUGGCUAUGACAUGGCGGGACGUUCGCUGGCGCCACACUCUCUCCAAAUCUUCACCCAUUUUAUGAAGAACAUCUCAUACGCUCAAAGAUUCUUCCCAGCGGGGGCAAACAACAUUUCUCAUGUCUCAAGUCCCGCCGUCAUUGUCGAUGCCGGAGUCCAAGCCUACGAUCUAUACCAGUUCUGUGCGGACAAGAACAUCUCGGUUGUUGCGGGGUACUCCAGCACUGUAGGAGCCGCAGGUGGCUACCUGCAAGGUGGUGGUCACUCCAUCUUAGGUCCAUGGAAGGGAAUGGCAUCCGAUAAUGUCUUGCAAUUUGAUGUGGUUACAGCAAAUGGAACCUUGGUCCAUGCCAAUGAGUAUCAAAACCAGGAUCUCUUCUGGGCUCUCCGAGGUGGCGGCGGCGGAACUUUUGGCGUAAUUACUAGCGCUACUCUCCGAGCUCAUGAAAACCCACGCAUCACAACUGCUACUCUGCAGAUAAGCAGUCCGGUGGCAGACGAGGUCUUUUGGUCUCUCACCCAGCGACUAUACGAACACUUGUCUAGGAUCAACGACCUCGGCGCCUCCGGCCUCCAUGUCACCUAUCCAAAUACGUCGAUGCCGAGCAGUGCUGAUGGCAACCCCAGUAAACCCCGAGCACUUAUGAUACUCCAAUUUUCUCUUGUGGAGAGAGAACCCCAAGAGUUCAUUUCCGAACUUGAAUCACUAUCAUUGGCGCUUACCCGCACAUCUGGCUCAAACAUCCGCAGCUCCGGAUCGACCUUUCAGUUCAACAUAAGUUCUGUCGGUCGGCUAAGUGAUUACUAUAGAGAGACCCUGAGUGGCUCUGAUCACGGCGGUGUUGCAGCAGCGUUGACCUCUCGGCUUGUCUCUAAAGCGUUUAUAGAGUCUGCCAAGGGGCCAUCACAGAUCGCAGACACCUUUUCCCGUAUCAAGCUAUCUCCAAACGAAGCAAUUUCUGGCAACAUUGUCUCUGGUGGUGCCGUUGCCGACAACGGCAACACGGUAUCAUCUUCUAUACAUCCAGCAUGGAGACGCACACUGAGCCACAUCACCAUUGUGAGAGGAUGGUCCUCGAACACGACAUUAUACGAGCAACGGAAAACUCAGAUGGAGCUGACGCACGUUCAAGGACCCAUGUUAAAGGCGUUGAAGCUACCUGGGGAGACGAUGGGGUCCUAUAUGAACGAGGGUAAUGGCUUCGAACCAGACUUUCAGUCGUCGUUCUGGGGGGAUAAUUAUCCAGCACUAAGUCAGAUCAAGAGAAAGUGGGACGCUCAAGACUUGUUCAUUGUGCGAAAGGGGGUAGGGAGUGAACGAUGGGAUGACGACGGCAUCUGCGUUGUAUAG
Beauveria bassiana ARSEF 2860 is the source of this 1824-nucleotide messenger RNA. Its product is annotated as FAD binding domain protein. The transcript has 3 exons. The record is from RefSeq and is a predicted model, not a curated record. Bases 1 to 1824 code for a protein of 607 amino acids. NCBI's taxonomy places the organism in Eukaryota, Fungi, Ascomycota, Sordariomycetes, Hypocreales, Cordycipitaceae. Gene Ontology annotation, molecular function: oxidoreductase activity; FAD binding.